AUGGUGGUUACACACGCCGAUCUUGCUCCGAGCCCGAAAGGCAGUGAUCUCGGCAGCAAAACCGGCGCGUUUAUCAUUGUAUUUUCCAUAGUUCUUGGCCUUUUCUGCUUCAUCCUCUCUCUUAUAGCCGAGGCAACUCGUUCUGAGGUGAAUUGGGCAAUAACAAAUGGUGAUGGUAAAGGAAUAGAGUCUCAAUGCACGUACACGGGCAGCGGGAAACUGCCCCUUUUGUCUGGGGCCGCAGCGUUUUUUGCUCUGGCGGUAGCAAUGGCGGUGUAUCACACGUAUUUAUUGGUUGCGGUUAGCAAGUCAGAUGCGUUGGUCGAGGUAGCAUGGGACCCGGAUUCGGCUAUUGCCAGGUCUCUGACCUGGCAAGCUGGAUUUUUCUUCGUGUCGACAUGGGUGUCAUUCGCUGUGGGGGAAGUCCUGCUACUUAUUGGGCUAAGCAUGGAGUCUGGCCAUCUCAACAACUGGGCCGCACUCCGGCCCAAUUGUCUGGUAAACAAACAGGGCCUAUUCGCCGCAGGUGGAGUAUGCGGCCUGGUGGCAGUUUUUCUCGCGGCCGGCCUUUACAUAACGGCGCUACGGGUGGAGAUGCAUUUUCUCGAGCGAGAAAAUACGAGGCGCGAGAUAUUGGAGGCGUCCGCCAUGUAUGCAACCCCGCCGAGAACGCCGGUCGGAGCAAACGCGGGCGGCGGGAGUGGGCACGGUGACGGCCCACAAGAAUGUCGGAACAACAAUUUGGAUGUAUUGUAUUAUUAUUAUUAUUACUCGGCGGUGUUUGAUAAACAAUAUAAUAUAGUUUGA
Striga hermonthica is the source of this 807-nucleotide messenger RNA. The record is from the annotation of a GenBank genome assembly. Lineage: Eukaryota; Viridiplantae; Streptophyta; Magnoliopsida; Lamiales; Orobanchaceae.